AAAUUUGAUGGAUCCACAAAAUCUAUGCCAACUUUUAGUGCCAAUUUAAAAAAAAUUAAUUUUACAGUCAGAAUGGAGAUUUCAGCCCGAAGUGCUUUGCAAAUGAAGAUGGGUUUUAUUUUUCCUAGGCCAUAUACAAAAGCAUCCCUUCCCAAAAUGAGGUCCGUUUUGGGGGGCAUUUUGGUUUUUUGGUCCCUUUUCAAAUAAGAAUUCUUGAUGACCAUUGAUUUGCUAGCGCCGUGAUAUGUCCUACUCAGCAUUCAGACCCUCAGUUCUCCACAAUUAUCUGCACUAUCCCUACUCUGGUUUUGCUAAAGAGGUAAAGAACCUAUGCAUAUCAGGCAGAUUAAAAGAAGCAAUACAAAAGUUAUGGAGGAAAGGUCCAUUAAUGGUGAGCUCUGAUUCCUAUGCCUCUCUUUUACAGGAAUGCAUCAAUCUAAAAGCUUUUAAACUUGGCCGAAUGGUCCAUGCUCACAUGGUGGUUAAUGGGUUCUCUCCUGAUCAAUAUCUAAGAACCAAAUUGGUUAUUCUCUAUACUAAAAAUCGUGAUUUACGAACUGCACACCAGUUGUUUAUUAGAAUGGAAGAGAGAAGUUUAGUUUCAUGGAAUUCUAUGAUUUCGGGUUAUGUUCAAAUCAGUCGAUUCGAAAAGGCUCUAGAGCUCUUUUUUAAUAUGCAAUUGAGCAGUUUGGUACCUGAUCAGUUCACUUUUGCUCCUGUCUUUCGAGCUUGUGCUCAAUUGGCCAUGCUUGAACAAGGUAGAAGAAUCCAUGCAAUUUCUAUUAAGAGAGAGACUAAGGACAACUUGGUCAUUGCUACUGCACUCAUUGACAUGUAUUGCAAGUGUAGUAGCUACGAGGAUGCGCGUUUGGUCUUCGAUAGGAUGCAUGAGAGGAAUGUAAUUACGUGGACUGCCCUUAUAGUGGGUUAUGGCCAACAUGGGCGAGGGGGAGAAGUUUUCAAGCUCUUUAGAGAGAUGGUAGAUGCUGGUUUUAAGCCCAAUUAUAUUACGUUCUUGGCUAUUCUAUGUGCUUGUAGCCAUCGUGGGUUGGUCAAUGAAGGUUUAGAAUAUUUUGAUUUAAUGGUUCAACAUUAUAAGAUUAGGCCUAGAGCUGAACAUUGUUCAGCCAUUGUUGACCUUUUGGGGCGAGCAGGUAGGGUAAAUGAGGCCUUUGAAUUUGCAGAGAGGUUGGCUUUCUUGGAUCACUCUGUUAUUUGGGGUGCUUUGCUUAAUGCUUGUCUGUGGAGAGAUGUUUCAGUUGUAAGAGAAAUGAUGAGAAUUAAUAGAGUGAAAAAGGAAAGUGUGGCGGUCAUAAAAUCUGACAAAGAUAACCGAUACGGAUUGAAUUCUAUAGUUACCCAUGAUGGUGAGAAAAUGUCUUGCUGGGCUAUGGCUGAUCUCUUAACUUUCAAAACAAAGUUGGGGUUUGAUGCGUACAGUAAGUUGGAUGUAAUAGGGAUUGAUGAAGCUCAAUUCUUUGGGGACCUUUAUGAUUUUUGUCGGAUGGCAGCUGACUAUGAUGGCAAGACUCUAAUUGUUGCGGGUCUAGAUGGCGAUUACUUGAGGAAGAGCUUUGGAUCCAUGCUUGAUAUCAUCCCUUUAGCUGAUUCUGUUACUAAAUUAACAGCCAGCUGUGAGCUCUGUGGAAAGAAGGCCUUUUUCACGCUACGAAAGACUGGAGAUACACAAAAGGAGCUAAUUGGUGGAGCCGAUAUCUAUAUGCCAGUUUGUAGGCAGCAUUAUGUCAGUGGCCAAGUUGUUAUUGAAGCUGCUAGAAAUGUCCUGGAAUCUCAACAGAUUCAAGAGGAUGUUUAUCUAGAGGCAGCUCCACUAUCAAGUCAACUUGUUCCCUCUUGACUCCAAGUUCCUUGAUUCCUUCCAAUAUAUGGGUUGAAUCUUGUUUUAUCGUCUUGGUGUUUAUAAUUUGGUGAUCAAUAUUGUUUUCCUGUUUUGCUUAUUUAGUUUUGUGUGCCUUCAAUGUACAUAAAGUGGGCCUGUUAAAUCCUCAUUUUAUGCUCAAGACUUUGAAUUCAAAUCUGUAGCUCUUUUCUGCUUUAAAUGAGUGUAACUGUGUUGUAACUUAUUGGUAGCUAAAGCUGUUGUGGGAAAUUUACUCUGUAUCUGUAUGGCAACUCUGGCCAAUUGGGCUUUUUUACUUAAUUGUCCGGUCGAUAGUAUUGAGUUGUUGUGCA
Messenger RNA from Amborella trichopoda, 2193 nucleotides. The record is from RefSeq and is a predicted model, not a curated record. Lineage: Eukaryota; Viridiplantae; Streptophyta; Magnoliopsida; Amborellales; Amborellaceae.